GGAUGAAGCACAUGCAAUCAAACCUGUACAGGUGUUAUGGGUCAGCCUCUUGAGAUGGCAUAGAGCCAUGUCCUCAAGAGCCUUCCCUCGUUAGCGUGAUGAGCAAGAGGACCCGAGCCUCCCCAGCGUCACAGGUAAGCCACGCCGAGGCCUGCUGAACCUACGCAUGCUAUGCUGCUCUCUCUGUCGCAGGGGCUUGAUGAUCUCACGGCACGAUUCUCCCAGCUGGCAGGGCUGCAGCAACGCGUCGCCGAGCUUCACCGCAGGGUGAGGUGACUGAACCGACACACACACGAAUCCAUGCAUGGAUCUGUGUGUUGCGCGCAGGUAGAGAGGGUGUUUGAGCUCAGGGCGGCGAGAGAUAACUCGUCUGAGUCAGAUGUGAGAAAAGGCGAAGCAGCAUGACGCCCUGCACACUCACUCCUCGGAUGCUUGCCUUGUCACUUCUCCCAUCAGCAUCUCAGUGGCCAGUGUGCAGUGCUGCUCAGCCUGCUCAAGACAAUCGCUCACACCGAUAGCUGCGCCCAGACGGCAUCGCUGAUCCGCCUCGCCCACACCAAAUGCGACUUCAUCUAUGCCACGCUGCAGCGACCGGUGCACAGCACACACCCUCACACGAUGACCUCUCGCACACACACUUGCCUCUUGGCUCUGUGGGUGUGCCAAUCAGUCGUUGUCGGCUUCCCCGCUCAUCAUGCUGCCCGAGUCAUGCUUCAGCGACCACAUCUGCCCUUUGAUCGGCACACGGUCUACCCUCACCGACCUCGCCCCCUCGUACCCAUCCCUCCACACCAUCUCCCGCAAACCAACCACACACAAGAUGCUGCACCUGGGCACCGACUCUGCCAGGGUGAUCGAGAUGACCCAGCGGCAGGUGGCCGUGUGGGGUGCGGCAUUCAGCAAGGCCAAGCGAGCCUUCAUGGAGUGUGCUCCUUCCACGGGGGUGGUAGAGCUGCUGGAGCGGGCGAGCAUCUCGCUGGAGGAGCUCGAGGCGUGGUCGGAUGGCGAAUCAGUAGCCCACCGCCUCGAGCCGAAGCCGCGAGAGGGACGCGGUGAGAUCGUCUUCCCCGUGCUGACACGCGUCAAGCUGGCCGGUUGGUGGAUCCGUGUCGCCGACAACCGACGGUGGAUGCCAACGUAAGUGGGGGAGGGCUUGGGCGGAGUAAAGGGCACGCUGCCAUGUGUGCAUGCCUGUCAGGUCGCUGGUUGACGUCCAUCUUCGCGAUAUGGUUGUCCAGAAUGAUGACGUUGGUGCAUGGGACGAGCCAGAGAAGUGCUCUGGCCAGCAUUCUUCUAGCUGCAAGAGCUGGCUGGCGGGCACAGGGCCUCAUCGUGUGGUGCUCGAGGUCGCACCCGAUGAGGAUGGGCGGGAGCUGGCGUGGCAGCUGGAGGACCUUCGCUCCCUCGUCAAGCCAUCCAUCAAGUGGGAAGAAAGGAGGCAGGACAAUGCCGGCGUACGCAUUCAUCCCUGAGUCACGGCACUGCUUGUCAUUCCAGGCAACUCAAGGGUGUGCGGUGUCGUCCGGGUGUCCACUCGACCCGGCAGGAGCUUGCACGUGUUGCCAACGUCACCCUGCAGCUGGAGGAGCUUGGCGUUGACACCAACGAAGACGAUGAAGCCACCGAUACCGAAAUGUUGGAGGUCAGGAAAAGGAAGCCAUUCGAUGCCUAAACCCUUGAUGUGCCACCGGAAUGUGCGUCGUAUCAGGUUGUAGAGCGGCUUCGGUCCUCAUGGCUGGCGCCAAGCGGAAUCAUCACCUUCAACUGCCGCCCAGGUGUCUCCUUCGACGUCCUGAUCGGGUUGCGGCGGCUGGGGGACUGCCCCUCCUGGGCUGGCACCCUCACCCAUCUGGCUUCCCUCGUCACACGUGUGCAGUUCCCCUCUGCUCUGGCUGCAAGCUUCUCUGUGUCGUAUUUGCUGCCUCAGCUCGUAUUUUCGCGGGCUGAGAAGCUAGUACUGUGCAACGUCGCGGCUUCGGCUGGCUCUGAGCCUCUCCCCCUCCCUGAUGUGUUCUUAUCCCACAUAUCUGAUGCCCACUUCCCUCGGGUGGCCACACUCGACCUGUACCAGGUAGUGGGGAUGAGACAGGAGGCAGUGGGCAAGGCGCUAGACUUGAAGUCGAUCAGAGAGGUGCAGUUUGAUAAGAGCUUUGAUCAGAGGGCACGGCUUUUUGUGCCGUUCUUCUUUCCCCACUGCCUGGCCACGUGCAGCCCGACGGGCCCGCCUCUUCACAUCAAACCCCACUUUUACUCGGGUGAUGUGAGCGUGCUUACGGGUGUGUGGUCGCUGUGGGAGGGAGGGACAGGGGCAACUAGCAAUGGGCAUCAGCGAGGCUUAGAAAAGCGCGUUCAGAAGAUUAGCGUGAGUGUGCAGUGGUACGACACGAGAAGAACAGUGUACAGGUGCGACAAGAGAAAGGAAUCUGACGAGAGUGAGGAUGAAGGCAGCGAUCAGGGAGAGGAUGGCGGGGUCUUUCCGGUGUGUCUGCACGCCAUCGACAAGUGCCCCCUCCUUGACUCGAUCGUCCUUCAGCGCAGUUUCCGUAGUUUGUCUGUCGACGAGCUAGGAGCCAGCCCUCAGCCAGUGAAGAGCCAGUUGCUGUCAAGUGGUUUCGUGGCUGUGCAGACAGGCCAUGACAAAGUGGAGCUGUAUCGCGUGUUUGGCUGCCUGUUCCCCCGAUGGCUGGCUGCGCAUGUUUCUGCCCUCUCCCCGUGUGCCAUUUUCGCCCCUCGCACGACUAUGGAUGAUGCCGUGUCGCUGCCGGAGGCCCUUUUGGCUCAUCUUGGCCUCCGCUUCCCUCGUUUCAUAGCCCGUCACCUCAGCAGUGAGUGGCAGACUGCCCUGAGACAGGAGGUGUUUUCCAGGUGGCAGUAGGGGCUGACUAGUGUCUGCGUUCGUGCGUUAGCGCAUGCAUGAAUGGAUCUGAUUAGACAAAUGGUGUCUUGUGGUUG
Vitrella brassicaformis is the source of this 2952-nucleotide messenger RNA. The record is from the annotation of a GenBank genome assembly. NCBI's taxonomy places the organism in Eukaryota, Vitrellaceae.